AUUGACAGACGGUCAGUACCACGGUAGAGGAGGUCAGUACAGCGAAGAAUGCAUUAUCAAUUGACAAAUAUAGAGUAGAAAGGAAAUUAACUUUUUCUGAUUUACCAGAGGAAUUAUAAAUAUAAGAGUCCAUAUUGGAAACAUAUAGUCCAGAAGGGGAACUAAUUUUGUUUCUGGUCAUGAAAACAUUGGAGGAUAUUGAAAAUGAAUUUCCCCUGCACUGGCUGGUGUGGAUCAACAACGUAGAUGAGUUAAAACGGGUGUUGAAAACGGAAACGAUCGACAAAGAAAAAGUCGAUAAUCGUGGGAGAACACCUUUAAUGUUAGCGGUAAAAUUAUCCCAUUUACAAUGUGUGAAGUGCCUUUUAGCAGCAAAAUGUAACGCCAGCUUUGAACAUGAGGGAUGGUCAGUUGUCCAAGAAGCCGUUUGUUCAGGAGAUGAAGCUAUAUUGACGGCUAUCAUAGAAGUCCGCGAUUUGCAACGUCAUGUUCAACGGGUAACGCACGUACCGAAACUGCUGCAGCACUUAUUAGACGCUCCUGAUUUCUACAUUGAAAUGAAAUGGGAAUUUACAUCUUGGGUACCCCUAAUGUCUCGUCUUUGUCCUAGUGACACAUACAAAGUUUAUAAACGUGGCGCGAAUGUCCGAAUCGAUACCACACUGCUUGGCUUUGAUAACAAUACUUGGCAACGAGGGAAUCGCUCCUAUAUUUUCAAAGGAGCAAAAGACUCUGCCGUAAUGAUUGAAAUCGAUCAUGACACUCAUGAAGUCAUGGAGGAACAAAUGAAUAGUGAUAUAGGAGAUAUUGUGGCAAUUCCACCCCCAAUUGGAGCUGUCCGUGCUAGGCUUAAUGCGCCUGUUAUUACGAACAACAUUGAAAUGGAUAAGAUAAGCUUUGAACGCAAUAAAUCAGGGAUUUGGGGCUGGCGUAGUGAAAAGUCCGAGAUGAUAAACGGAUAUAAUUGCAAAGUGUAUGGUGCGAGCAAUGUUGAGUUUAUAACACGCACCCGAAUGGAUCAUUUGAAUGAAGAGCAAAUAAAGAAUAAAUGUGCGCGCACGCCAUUGCAUAGCUUUUUAGGUAUUUCUGAUGAUGAAGUUUCCAGUACACGCUCUAAUGAAGGAAUAAAUUCCAAAGAUCGGACACCCUCUCCCUCCUUUGAAACAUUGGGUCGUGAGGAAUGUCUUGAAAAUAGUACAGGAGAAGAGAAUGCUAGUUGUAGUUCAGGUACUACUUCACCUAAGUUCGUUAUUACUCCAGAGGCGUACUUUUCUGUCGAUGUUGAUUUAAAUGGAUGCGACAUUGGGCGUCCCAAGAAAGUCACAACUAAGGUUCAGAGAUUUAAGGCUAAUUUAUGGCUUUCCGAAGAGUAUCCUAUGCGAUUGCAAGAACAAGUUCUUCCUAUAUUGGAUUUGAUGUCAACAAUGGCGAGUCCACAUGUCUCCAAAUUGAAAGACUUUAUUACCAUGCAGCUGCCAUCGGGUUUCCCUGUAAAAGUUGAAAUACCUCUAUUCCAUGUCUUAAAUGCAUGUAUUACAUUUGGCAAUGUAUUUGGUAUGACAAGCGCUGUAGAAAAUGUAACGACUAUUAACGAAGACGAUCGCAUAACCUGCAUUGUGGAUGACCGCUGCUUUGAUAUACCAACCCAUUAUUCCAAUAGAGAUGUGGACUUACGACGACAAUUACCUUUGGAGGAAGAUGAUAUGUUACAAUACGCCAUUGAACAAAGCAUGGUACAAACCACGAACAGAGCUGCUUCUAUACAAAAUAUUACAGAGGAUACGGAUAAAGUGGAUAUAUGGGAAGCAUUACGUGGGCAAGGAACCGAUGGAGUUCCAGAUGAAGACGAACAGUUACAGAGAGUUCUACAGGAGUCAUUAUGCGGUGCAGUACAUACCACUGACUCCCCAGUGAUAGACGAUGAUGAUGGCGGUUUUCGAUACGUGGAUCCUGAUUUAGCAAUGGCUUUGCGCCUUAGCCGUCAUGAUCAGGAAGAAUAUGAAUUGGCUUUGCAGCGAGAACAAGAAAUGCUUGAGCAGGCCUUGAAGUUGAGUCUGCAAGAGAACUAAUUUUCUGUUUUUUUUUUUCGUGCAUUCACUUGUGGAAGGAAAAACUAACAAAUUUAAUAAACUGAAUUCUCGGUAGUGAAAAAAAAACUAUUUUAAAAGCAAGGCAUUAUGUAAGACUACAAAAUUUGAUUUCAGUGUAUUUCCAGCGAUUAUAAACAGCUACCUAAUCGGGGGCGGAGAGGUGAUAACAAAAGUUUUUGUUGAAUACAAGUGUUUGUAAAUUAUUAUAAAAAAAAUUGAUAAAACAUAUUAAAAUUUGGAACAAAAUUAAUGUAUAAAUAACAUCCAUAUUCGUUGAUUCGCCUUAAUUUAAAAUAAAUACUUCGCCAUUUAUUUAAACAUAGGCCUCUUACAAUCCCAAAACAUGUAUGUUUGUCCCGGCUUUUCGUGGGAACUGAAUAGUCAAGCAAUCCGGAGGUUGCCAUCACCUCCUUUUAAUAAAACUUUAUUAUAAGCGUAUAAGAGUGCUUUGUGAAUUCUAAAAUGUUUAUCAAUUGAACUGAAAGUAUUUUAGGUAUAAAACUUAAUGAAUAAAGCAGUAGAGAUAUACAUGAUGAAAAUACUACAUUAAAUCCACUGUAUACAUAACAUAACCUAAUAAGAAAAUUAGAUGUUAAUGAUUUUGUUAAUAAAUAAAAUAUGCAAUAUAAAUUAA
Bactrocera latifrons is the source of this 2724-nucleotide messenger RNA. RefSeq names its product ankyrin repeat domain-containing protein 13D. NCBI's taxonomy places the organism in Eukaryota, Metazoa, Arthropoda, Insecta, Diptera, Tephritidae. Gene Ontology annotation, molecular function: protein binding. The transcript has 10 exons. The record is from RefSeq and is a predicted model, not a curated record. Bases 180 to 2069 code for a protein of 629 amino acids. Gene Ontology annotation, cellular component: cytoplasm.